UCCAAGAAUCAGGCCAUUAUUCUGGGGCAGAGCCCUCUUCCUGAAGGCUCAGGAUAUAAAAGAAUGCCGCAAGGCAGCUCAGAAACGCAUUAAGCCAUCGUCCGCAGGAGGAAACAGAAUUCGGAUUCAUAUUCAUCGCUCAAUUACAUAAGCCAGUUAUGUCGAUCAACUCAAGUCUUGUCAUCAUUGCAAUGACGCUGCUAGCAUCCACUGGUGCCCAACCAGUGAGCAACAUGGAAAGGGAAGCUAUGGUGACUACGAUUAGUCCCAAUCUCGACAUUGAGGAGAUGAUACCCAUGAGGUAUAACUUUGUCACCGAACAUCGGCCCACUUCACUGGGUCAGAACUAUUACCUGAAACCCGGACAAAUAGUCGGCAGCAUAAACCUGGACUCGGACACACUUCAGGUGCGCCAUGACCAGGAUGAUGGCAAGCCCGUGGAAAGGAAGCACAAUAUUCUGUUCGUUGCCUACGCUAAGGAUUUGGAGCAAAUAUCCAGACUUCGGAAGUGAUAAUAUAUUAUGGAAACACUAAUUGCCAUUUUUUUUAUAAUUUCAUUUCUUUUAUGAAAUCUCUCAUAGACUUAAAUACACAUUUAAGCAGUGCCAAGUAUUAGAAGUUCAUUUACAUUAAAUUCUCAUUUUUUAGAUUUUCACGAAACAAAGAUAAUUGUGAUUAGAAUUUCUAUAUAAAAGUCUCUUGAAUAUUAUAAAGUAUCUG
Messenger RNA from Drosophila eugracilis, 720 nucleotides. RefSeq lists its product as uncharacterized. The coding region runs from base 159 to 512 and encodes 117 amino acids. The record is from RefSeq and is a predicted model, not a curated record. The transcript has a single exon. NCBI's taxonomy places the organism in Eukaryota, Metazoa, Arthropoda, Insecta, Diptera, Drosophilidae.